UAUAAAAAGCUCUAUAGAGCCAACUAACCAAUUAUCAUUCAAUUUCUAACAUCCACUUUAUAUUUUUCCAAAUUUUCAACAUAUGGCUGAAUCAACAACAGAUCAAAUCAUCAAAGAAAUUCCGGGCUUCAUUCGAGUCUACAAAGAUGGCCGGUUCCUAAAACUUACCGGCACUGAUGUCGUUGCACCUGGCCUUGAUCUUUCUACUAACGUCCAAUCUAAAGACGUUGUUGUCUCACAUGAUACACCUCUUUCCGUUAGGCUUUACGUUCCCAUGAACGCAAAUCCUAACGUAAAGAAACUACCCCUUUUAAUCUACUACCAUGGAGGUGGUUUCGUUGUAGAAACCGCCUCCUCACCAACAUACCAAAAUUUCCUAAAUCUAGUAGCAUCCGAAUCCAACGUUGUCAUAGUUUCCGUGGACUACAGAACAGCCCCACAGUAUCCUGUCCCUGCGUGUUUCCAAGAUUCUUGGGACGCGAUCAUGUGGGCCAUGCAACAUGUUGAUGGAAAUGGACCCGAGUCAUGGCUUAACGAGUACGCGGAUUUUGGGAAUGUAUUUAUGGCGGGAGAUAGCGCGGGUGCAAAUAUCAUCCACCACAUGGCAAUUCGGAUCGGGUCAGAGGAACCGGAUCGGGUUGUAAAUCUUCGGGGUAUUAUGUUGCUUAAUCCUUUUUUCUGGGGAAAGGAUCGGAUGAAAUCAGAGGAAGAGCACCCAUGGCAGAGUGUACUUGGUGAUCUAUGGAUGCUUGCCCACCCGGAAACAAGUGGAUUCGAUGACCCGCUUAUUAACCCGGAUAAGGAUCCGAAAGUGUCGGAUCUUAAAUGCCCGAGGGUAUUAGUUUGUGUGGCAGGAAUCGAUAUAUUGAAAGAUAGGGGGUUGUAUUAUAAGGAUAUUUUGGCUAAGAAUGGAUGGAUUGGAGAAAUUGAGGUUGUUGAGCACAAAGGUGAGGACCAUUUGUUUUUCUUGUUUAAACCAACUAGUGAAAAUGCUAUUAAUUUGCGCAAGAGGAUUUCUACCUUCAUCAAUCAUGCAAAUGGUAAUUAGCCUCAAUAAUCUUCACGUAGGGCCAUAAAUCUCCGUCUCCUUUUACUUUAAUCAAAGUAUAUAUAGUACAAUAAUGUGAUAGUAUUUGGACUUGAGAGUUGAGAGAGUGUUGUUAUUCAUUACUUUUCGUUUGUGUGGAAAUUAUAAUGUUUGUUACUCA
This is a messenger RNA of Erigeron canadensis, 1208 nucleotides long. RefSeq names its product probable carboxylesterase 12. Gene Ontology annotation, molecular function: hydrolase activity. Bases 83 to 1048 code for a protein of 321 amino acids. The record is from RefSeq and is a predicted model, not a curated record. The transcript has a single exon. NCBI's taxonomy places the organism in Eukaryota, Viridiplantae, Streptophyta, Magnoliopsida, Asterales, Asteraceae.